AAAGAAGCAGCACUUAUUUUUACGUACGGACUGUAUUUACUCACCUGAAGUUAACUGAAUUAACCCUGGCAUCUAAGAUGGAUCUUAAGUGUGCUCUGGAAGAAUGUUCAAUGGCACUGAAUUUAUUUCUAAAUAAUAAGUUUUCUGAAGCCCUGGAACUACUUCGUCCAUGGUCUAAAGAUAGUAUGUACCAUGCCCUUGGGUACAGCACUAUUUUAGUUAUGCAAGCUGCUAUGACCUUCGAACAGCAGGAUAUACAAAUGGGGAUUUCUACAAUGAAGGAAGCUUUACAAACCUGCCAAAGAUUCAGGAAAAGAAGCACAGUGGUAGAAUCCUUGUCCAAUCUAGUUUCUAAACAGCCGGUGGAUCAGUUAAGUGAAGAGGAAAUGCAUGCUGAAAUCUGUUAUGCUGAAUGCUUGCUACAGAAAGCAGCUCUCACCUUUGUACAGGAUGAAAAUAUGAUCAACUUUAUCAAAGGUGGUCUCAAAAUUAGGACAAGUUACCAAAUAUACAAAGAAUGUCAUCAGGUGCUUCAGAUGACUCAGGGGAACAAAAGCAAAAAUGAAACUUAUCACCAAUUUGAAGGAGGAGUAAAACUUGGAAUAGGAGCAUUCAAUUUGAUGCUGUCACUUUUACCAGGAAGGAUCCUUCGACUUCUAGAAUUUAUUGGAUUUUCUGGCAAUAGGGAGUUGGGCCUCCAUCAGCUACGGGAAGGCGCAUCCGGCAGCAGUUUGAGGGCCAUUUUAUGUACUUUCACCUUGUUGGUUUAUCAUACUUACGUCUCCUUAAUCCUUGGUACAGGGGAAGCUAACCUUCAUGAAGCAGAUAGUCUCCUUGAACCCUACCUCCAGAAGUUUCCAAACGGCUCCAUUAUUUUAUUUUAUGCUGCUAGAAUAGAUAUCCUGAAAGGAAACUUUGAAAAGGCGCAGAUAACGUUCCGCGAAUGCAUAGCAGCCCAGCAAGAAUGGAAACAGAUUCACCAUCUCUGCUACUGGGAGCUGAUGUGGUGCUACACAUUCCAGCAGAACUGGCUUCAGGCAUAUCGGUAUGCAGACCUGCUCAGCAAAGAGAGCAGAUGGUCCAAGGCAAUAUAUGUAUUCCAGAAAGCAGCAAUUUUGUGUAUGCUUCCAGAGGAUGAUGUGAAAGGGACUGGUGAGGACAUUGUGUCUUUGUUCAGACAAGUGGAUGGUCUAAAACAGAGAAUUGCAGGAAAAUCUAUCCCGACUGAGAAGUUCGCAGUGAGGAAAGCUCGACGCUAUGCAAGUUCUCAACCAGUGAAGCUGAUAUUGCCUGCCUUGGAAAUGAUGUAUGUCUGGAAUGGCUUUGCAAUUGUGGGCAAAAGAGCAGACCUCACUGAAAAUUUGUUGGUAACAAUUGAAAAAGAAGAAACUGCUCUACAAAAUGAAACUAGUCGCAAUGAAUACUAUAUGGAUGAUGUGUGCAUGUUGCAGUUACUGAAAGGUCUCUGUCUGAAGCACUUGGGAAGAUUCAUGCAAGCUGAACUGUGUUUCAAUCAAGUAAUUCAAAGUGAGAAGCAGAUAAAAUAUGACAAUUAUUUGGUGCCAUUCACACUGUAUGAGUUGGGUCUUCUGUACAAACAUCAGGAUGAGAGAGGAAAAGCAAUAAGAUACAUAGAAACUGCAAAAAACAACUACAAAGAAUACUCUAUGGAGUCCAGAUUACACUUCAGAAUUCAUGCCGCGCUUGACAGCUUGAAAGCGACUCCUGCUUCAACGCCUUGAGUUCAAUGAGAAGAGAUGUUUUUCAUGUACACAGUAGUCGAUGCAACCUUUUUGGAUUUUUCUUUUUUUCAAUCAUGGAAAGAAACAACUUAAUGAUUGUUUUCUGUCAUCUCUGAUUUGAUGUUUGUCGUUCCUUUAGACUUUCUUUUUCUCUAUGGCACAUAUACCAUAUCUACUUGAUACUUUAAAAAAGACCUUAUAUUUUACGUGAUAAAAAUAAUUUAAUGUUUGACUUGAAUAGGGGAUAUUUAA
Messenger RNA from Struthio camelus australis, 1994 nucleotides. The record is from RefSeq and is a predicted model, not a curated record. Lineage: Eukaryota; Metazoa; Chordata; Aves; Struthioniformes; Struthionidae.